GAUGAUUCAUACUUUCUCCGCGGGAGAGACACCAUCAGAGAAGGUUGUUGAUUCCGUUAAUUUGGCCGAUAUUGUCUUAAUAUCACUAUCGACAAAGCAUGACUUUUCAAAAUAUUUUAUUAGUAUUUAACAUUGUUUUUGUUUCCGUCGUAUUUUCUGCUGAUAUCGAUUUUAACGUUCAAAAAUGGAAUCCAACACCACACCACUGUCACUCGAUUGUCAGCCAACAAAACAUCAAUCUAUUCAAUCGGACUUUUCGGAAAAACUGCAUCAACUCGUUUGUCAAGCAAAACGGAUCGCUCACGAGCAUCCGGAACGUGCGGAGACUUUAUGCAAGACGCUUUUCGACACUGUUUCGGCAUUUGAUCAAGAUGAUUAUGUUUGUGUGAAGGAUGAGGAAUUGGCUGAGAGACAGUCCAGAUAAUUUUCCUGUAUCAUAUUUUGAAUUAUUCAUAUUCAGAAUAAUUCAUAUUCAGUUCCGAACUCUUUAUUGUCAUCUCAUGAUACUUCUAUCGACCGUAAUUCUAACGUUCACAAUGAAUACCAUGGGGGGAAUUAAUCCUCUCUAUAAAAACUCAAUGACCUUAA
This is a messenger RNA of Caenorhabditis elegans, 588 nucleotides long. RefSeq lists its product as uncharacterized. The coding region runs from base 99 to 389 and encodes 96 amino acids. The transcript is spliced from 3 exons. The record is from RefSeq and is marked reviewed. Lineage: Eukaryota; Metazoa; Nematoda; Chromadorea; Rhabditida; Rhabditidae.